GGCUGGAUGCCAACCAGCGUAGUAGCCCACAUCGCAGCUUUCGAGCAGAACCGUCACCGCGUACAACCAACCAGGCAGCUUAGGGCCCCACCGCGAACACGGCGGUCACCGGCGGGCGCGCGGUUAAGACCGAGAGCCCUGCGUUUGACAAGAGCGAGCACCUAUGAGUGGGGUGCACUAGGGAACGGCUCACGUCUUUCGCAGUGACUUUCUUCCUGUGUUUCUCGUAGAUUACCCUGCGAAUAAAUGGGCGAUUUCUGCUCCGACUGGUUGCGGGAAAAUGAAGCGGCUCUGUCGGAAGCUGACUUUAUCGUUGGUGGUGCUCGUGUGGCUAGGGGCACUGGUCUACCUACUAAUGUUGAGUCGCAGGAAAGUGCCGGACCGGCGGAGUGAGGAGGACGCGCAUAGCAGAAAGAUCUCAGAUGCGGAGUGGGAUGACCUGCUGGAGGAGUUUGAAGAGAAGAGCUACUUGAGUGCCCAGAGAUGGAAGCCAGGAGAUGACCCCUACAAGCUUUAUGCCUUCAACCAGAGAGAGAGUGAGAGGAUCCCUAGCAACAGGGCCCUCAGAGACACACGACACUACAGGUGUACUACGCUUCACUAUAACCCUGACCUGCCUUCCACCUCCAUCAUCAUCACCUUUCACAACGAGGCUCGCUCCACCCUGCUACGCACUAUCAGGAGUGUGCUGAACCGGACCCCUGUUCACCUCAUCCAUGAGAUAAUCUUGGUGGAUGACUUCAGUGACGAUGCAAACGACUGCCUUCUACUCACCAAGCUGCCAAAAGUCAAGUGUCUUCGCAAUGACAAAAGAGAAGGUCUGAUUCGCUCGCGGGUGCGGGGGGCAGACCAUGCCUCCGCAGGGGUUCUCACUUUCCUGGACAGCCACUGUGAAGUCAACAAAGACUGGCUUCCCCCCCUGCUGAACAGGAUCAAAGAGGACCCUAGCUGCGUGGUCAGUCCAGUCAUCGACAUCAUCAACAUGGACACCUUUGCCUACGUAGCAGCAUCCUCAGACCUCCGCGGAGGGUUUGACUGGAGUCUCCAUUUCAAGUGGGAGCAGUUGUCUGCAGAGCAGCGCACCCAGAGAGCUGACCCCACCGAACUUAUUAAAACUCCCAUCAUUGCUGGCGGCCUGUUUGUGAUUGACAGGUCAUGGUUCAAUCACCUGGGGAAGUACGACACAGCCAUGGAUAUCUGGGGGGGGGAAAACUUCGAGAUUUCGUUCCGGGUGUGGAUGUGUGGGGGGAGUCUAGAGAUCGUCCCCUGUAGCAGAGUGGGCCACGUCUUCAGGAAGAAACACCCAUAUAUCUUCCCAGAGGGCAAUGCCAACACAUACAUCAAGAACACGCGACGCACGGCCGAGGUGUGGAUGGAUGAGUUCAGGCUGUUCUACUACUCAGCUCGCCCAGCGGCUCGCGGCAAAUCCUACGGAGAUAUCCGAGGCAGGGAGGAGCUGCGCAAGAGGCUCAAGUGCAAAACCUUCAAGUGGUAUCUGGACAACGUCUAUCCCGAGCUCAAGGUGCCAGACGAUUCAGACUCCAAGUCGGGCGUGGUCCGCCAGAGGCAGAACUGCCUGGAGUCCAGGAGCGAUGAGGGGCAGGAGCUGCCCGUUCUGACCCUGGUACCGUGCAUAGGCACCAAGGCUGUACCCGCCAUCAACCAGGAGUGGAUCUACACACACGGACAGCAGAUCCGGCAGCAGCAACACUGCCUGUCUCUCUCCACCACCUUCCCCGCCUCCCAGGUGCAGCUCAUGCCCUGCAACAUGGGCGACGGGAAACAGCGCUGGCAGAAGUCUGGGACCCAUCUGGAACACCUGGCCUCCCACUUCUGUCUGGACAGUGAGAUGGCUCUGGACGGCCUGGACAGCAGCCGUAUGCUGGUCAUCAGCCCCUGUGAACUCACUGCCUACACCCAGAGAUGGGAGGUGCCCUUCUCAUGACCUCUGACGUUUGUUGCCACCUUUGCACUGCGGCAGUCUGGGAAACACAGUUUCUUUUCAGCACGACAGCGGAACUACAACUGUUGUGCCUAGAAGGCUACUAUAACUAAGGGCUUGGAGAGGAAGAGGGGGAGAAAUUGAGAGAGAGACACAGAGAGAAAAAGAGGGAGAGGGGAGAGAAAAGGAAAGGGAGGGAACAGAGAUAUUUAUAAGUGACAGAAAAGUGAAGAGGAUUAGAUUGACUUUCUUCUUCUCUACUGUCUCCUAUUUGACAGAGAUACUCAUGAGAUGUCAGGAACUGUGCUUGGUGUCACCGAGCAGCACGCUGUUUCAAACGUUUCCAUGUCUGUCACUGAAGCCCUGGAAUCCCUGUUGAAGACCUAACUACAUCUUAUCCAGCGAUUGAUGGUUCAGAAGUCUGACACUGUAGGAAAGUGUUGCUAUGGGGCCAUUUUGAAUAGGAGGUUAAGGGAGGUCUAAUGACUGAUUUUGAUAUCCAUUUUUGGGUUUCUGAAAAUAAGGUUUCAUAACUUUAAUUUCAUGUUACUGAAAUGGUGGUUUCAUUUACAUAUGAUUGCAGUGACCUGACUGCUAAAUGCAGACAACACACACACCUAUCUGCUGUUGUAUUUUACUGGAAAUCAAAUAAAAUAUGGCAAGUGAAUCUCUCCUUACCUUGAUAAUUACUUAAAUGAUAUGGGUGAAUACAGGUAAAGUGGGACACUUUUAGAAAAAUUGCUUUGUAUGUAACUUUCUUCCAUGAAUGCAUCGCCACAUAAUCAAACAUGAUACAUUUAUGAAAAGCUUUAAGUCUCCCUUAAACUCUUCAUAAGGAAAAAACAUGCAACACCAAACACAGGAAGCGUGACCCUUCUUUGAAACUCUUCUGACCAAACCCCACAUUUUUUCAUGUGAUAUUGAUAAAGUGGGACCAAUACUGUCAAAGUGGGACAGCUUUACUGUCGACCGUA
This is a messenger RNA of Hypomesus transpacificus, 2916 nucleotides long. It is a transcript of the gene galnt14, whose product is annotated as UDP-N-acetyl-alpha-D-galactosamine:polypeptide N-acetylgalactosaminyltransferase 14 (GalNAc-T14). Gene Ontology annotation, cellular component: Golgi apparatus. The record is from RefSeq and is a predicted model, not a curated record. NCBI's taxonomy places the organism in Eukaryota, Metazoa, Chordata, Actinopteri, Osmeriformes, Osmeridae. The coding region runs from base 281 to 1945 and encodes 554 amino acids. The transcript is spliced from 15 exons.